ACAAGCCUGCGGAAAUAUUGCAAUUGAAAUAAUACAGACAAUUAAUUCAGCUCUUCCUUUAGCUCAGGAAGUAUCCUUUAGCUCAAGAAAUACUAAUACGGCAGCUUUUGUGCGUUGCAUGGAAGCAGUUGGUUGGGAGUCAUGCCAGCAUGUGGAGUCACCCACCAGCCGCUGGUGGGUGAGGCUGAGCACCGGUGGUAGGUGGGCUGAGGUGGUCGGGGCGGUGACGCCAGGAUGUACAGGUGGAGUGAUGGUGGCCUCGAGCUCCAGGACUUGCUGUUCUGGGUUCCAGUUUCUGCCUCUUCUGCUCUGACUGAAGCUGUCGCCUAGUGAAGCUGGGGCUGAGACCUGGAAUUUCAGGUCAAGGUUGUGACUGCAGCGAGGAGCGAUCUGCCCUGGGCUGCUGCUGGGGGCAGGACUGGGCAUUGCAGUUGAGACAUGAAGGAAAGCAUCUCUCCCUGGGACCAAAACAAGAAGAACAAACUUCUUGUGAAUUUUCUGGUUUUUGAAAAGACUUCUGUUUUUGCGGAGUUGAUGUCAUUCUACUUUACAGCUGUGCCUUCACAAGAUGACUGAGUGAUUUGGCUUAAGCGUCACUGAAAGAAAUGGUCUUUCAGGGUCUGCAUAUUUGAAUGCUAAAGGUCCAGGAUGGAACAUUCCUGCUCGCUCCCGCUGCUCUGUGCUAGCUUUCUGUUUGUGCAAGCUUUACCACCCAAUGGAACUGAAUUGCCAAAACCACCAACAACAACAAACUCUACAGAGGAGAACAAUUUACACAAGGACCUACUGACUUCGAUGCUGAUUCUGCUCCUGGUCUUCAUCAUUUUCAUUCUGUUGGCUGGCUAUUUUUUCAGGUUCAGAAGGCAUAGGAAAGCUGUUGUGAACUCUGGGGACAAAAAGAUGCCAAAUGGGAUCUUAGAAGAGCAAGAACAGCAACGGGUCAUGCUGCUCAGUAGGUCUCCCUCGGGCCCAAAGAAGUAUUUCCCUAUUCCAGUAGAAAAUCUUGAAGAGGAAAUACGGAUGCGAUCAGCAGACGAAGGGAAGCUCUUCAGGGAGGAGUUUAAUUCGUUAACACCUGGAUAUGUGCAGGGAACAUUUGAAAUGGCAAAUAAGGAAGAAAACAGGGAGAAAAACAGAUACCCUAACAUCCUGCCAUAUGAUCAUUCCAGAGUGAUUUUGACCCAAAUCGAUGGAGUCCCACCUUCAGACUACAUUAAUGCAUCGUAUAUAGAUGGUUAUAAAGAGAAGAAUAAAUUUAUAGCAGCACAAGGACCAAAGCAAGAAACAGUUAAUGAUUUCUGGAGGAUGAUAUGGGAGCAGAAGUCGGCUGUUAUCGUCAUGUUAACCAACCUGAAAGAAAGAAAAGAGGAAAAAUGUUAUCAGUAUUGGCCUGACCAAGGGUGCUGGACUUACGGAAAUAUCCGCGUGUCCGUGGAGGAUUGCAUAGUUCUGGUGGACUACACCAUCCGCAAGUUUUGCGUUCAGUCGCUUCAUGACGGCUGUAAAGCUCCGAGGCUUGUUACACAGCUUCACUUUACCAGCUGGCCUGAUUUUGGGGUGCCUUUCACACCUAUUGGGAUGCUGAAAUUCCUGAAGAAAGUCAAAACAUUGAAUCCCGCCCAUGCUGGACCAAUUGUGGUUCACUGUAGCGCUGGCGUGGGUCGCACAGGCACGUUUAUCGUUAUAGAUGCCAUCAUAGACAUGAUGCACACGGAGCAGAAAGUUGAUGUUUUUGAGUUUGUUUCAAGAAUCCGUAAUCAGCGUCCGCAGAUGGUUCAGACUGAUAUGCAAUACUCCUUCAUUUAUCAAGCCUUACUUGAAUACUACCUCUACGGUGACACGGAACUAGAUGUGUCAUCCUUAGAAAAACAUCUACAAACAUCACAGAACGCAGCGCCAAACCUUGUCAAAAUAGGGCUAGAAGAAGAGUUUAAAAAAUUAACAAAUGUUCGAAUAAUGAAAGAAAACAUGCGAACUGGCAAUCUUCCAGCCAAUAUGAAGAAAGCUAGAGUCAUCCAGAUUAUCCCAUAUGAUUUUAAUAGAGUGAUUCUGUCGAUGAAAAGAGGGCAAGAGUAUACAGACUACAUCAAUGCUUCCUUCAUAGAUGGCUAUCGCCAGAAGGAUUACUUCAUUGCCACCCAGGGACCGCUUCCACACACGGUGGAGGAUUUCUGGCGGAUGGUGUGGGAGUGGAAGUGCCACACCAUCGUUAUGCUCACAGAAGUUCAGGAGAGGGAGCAGGAAAAAUGCUGCCAGUACUGGCCAUCAGAGGGCUCUGUAACUCACGGAGAAAUAACCGUAGAAAUAAAGAAUGACAGUCUGAUAGAUGCCAUAAGUAUAAGGGACUUCGUAGUUACGUACAAUCAGGGUAACCAGGAGAAGCAAAGCAGGCUCGUUCGGCAGUUCCAUUUCCACGGGUGGCCAGAAAUCGGGAUUCCUGCAGAAGGAAAAGGGAUGAUUGACCUGAUUGCGGCUGUCCAAAAGCAGCAGCAGCAAACAGGCAAUCACCCAAUUACUGUGCACUGCAGUGCUGGCGCUGGAAGAACAGGUACAUUCAUAGCACUCAGCAAUAUUCUGGAACGAGUGAAGGCUGAAGGGCUCUUAGAUGUAUUUCAAGCUGUGAAGAGCUUAAGACUGCAAAGGCCACAUAUGGUGCAAACACUGGAACAGUAUGAAUUCUGCUACAGAGUGGUACAAGAUUUCAUUGACAUAUUUUCUGAUUAUGCUAAUUUCAAAUGAAAAUUCCUGCCUUAUUUUUUAAUUUGUCUGUAUAAAUAGUUGUAUAUUCUGUUAAUUUAUUCCAUGUCAUUUUGAUUGACUGUACUGUAAAUAUGACCUUGUGUUUGCUCUAAAAGUUGUAUUUGCUGUAUAAAGUUAUUUGUUAAAUAUAAAUACCUUCUAAAGCAAAGUAUAAUGUUCAUAUACAGUAUAUCACUAUAAAAUGGUAUAGAAAUCUUUAAAUAACAUUAAAUUAAUUCUUGAGGGGUUAUUUCUUUGAAUUUUUCCACUUAUAAAUACUUAUCGAUAACGUUAUCUCCCAGUUCUUGAACCUUUACACAGGUGAUUUACAUUUCAUACUAAAAAAGUGAAUUGUGGUACAUAUGUUUAAACAUGUUUUGACCAUAAACCUUUCUUUGUGAUUAAAAUGGAUGUUUAUUUGGGGACGCAUUCUGAUAACCUGCUUAUGCUAGUAAUUUGUUUCACAAAGGGUCUCAUUGGAGGCAAACAGACUGUUCUAGUGAAGUGCUAUUAAUGAUAAAGGUAUCAGAAUAUGGCCUUUCAUCUGUAAUACUGUACAGUCCAACUGAAAAAAUAGAACUGCUCUUAAAGUCUGUUUUUAAGAACCUCCAGGUUGAUGGCAGUUCUAUUUUGAGUCUUACUGUCAAUAAGAUUAUCAUCAGUAAAAAUAGAGAUUUAAAUUUUUUAUUUAAUAGAACUUUCAAAGUCCAUUUAUUUUGUUUUCCUAAAUAUUACACCAGCUUAGAUCAAUUUAGAAAGACAAUAAUGUGAGUUUACCACUAUUUUGAGAAUAUUUUGCAUAUCAGAAGAAUAUAUUUUGCAGCACCUGAACUUGUCUACUUGAAGAGGCUUUAUAGCCAUUGUCAGAAAUGGAUUUAAAGCUUCUCUACAUAAAACUGCAUAAUUUCCCACUUCUUUAAGGAAAAUCAAGAGAUGAACUCUUAUUCUUUGAUUUGACUUAAUAGAAUAAUUAACAGUGGUUGCUAAAAUUGUGAAAAAACAUUUUACUAACAGUGUAAUGCUAGCAACUUCAAGUGUUGUAGCAAAAAGCUCCUCUACAUUCUUACCCUCACAUAUAUAUUAUCAAAAAAGGAAUACUUCCUUUAUCCAGAAGGGGUAUAUGAUCAUGUAUAUAGAUAUAUUUUUAAUGAAAGUACUACUGAUAAUAUAAUUGGUGAAAUAAAGUUUAAAAGUCUUAUCGUAGCCCUGCCCACGGUAUGCUUGUGGGUUGUAGGUUAGAAAUUCCAAAAAUCACAGGGCAUCCGAAUGUUGAAUAAUUAAAAAGUAUAUGUUUUUCACUCUUUAAAAUGCAUAUAUGAAUUAAUGAGCACAAAAUAUGCGAAUAUGUACUUUACAUAACUAAUAUGCAAUAGUUCUGUCUUGUCCAGUUGGUUGGUUUUUUUGCAAUGCAAACAUAAAAGCCUUAUUUAAAAUAAGCAGCUUACAUCGAUCAUUUCACUAUUGUUCUUGCACUAUUUUAUCGCAUGACCAUUUUUCAUUUCUGAUAACAAAUAGCAUUACACUUUGUAACAAUGCAAGGAAAUGGGAAGGUGUUCACACCUCUCAUUUUGUACUGGAUGGAAAAGGUGUGGUUCAGAAAUUUCUAAGCACGCUGUUCUGAACACUGCCAUUUACUGCUUCUUGUCUUCCCGUCAAUGCACUUCUGUAUUUAUUUGUACAGUAAAUUAUGCACUUAAAAAAGAUUGUUUAAAGACUAAACCUUUGUUGCGAGUUGCUAUGAGAAGAUGCACUCAAGCCAAGAAAGUGUUGAGUAACAAAACGGAAUGCUAAGUAAGUUUACAUUACUACUGCAUGCCGAAAUUUUACGUAAUUUUAAAAAGCCAUCAAAUAAAUUCAGUAUGGAAACCAAUACAGUGGGGUUUUCAGUAUGAUCAUUGGUAGCACAGGGAGACUCAGAGAGGUUAAAUGAUGAUAGAAAGUAAUGCAAAGGAAUUUCCACCGUUUUCCAAAGAAGUGUAUUUUCUGGUCGCAUUAGAUUCCAAUGUCAGGAUCUUUCCGAACAUUUAGUUUAAAUUUGAAAAAUAAUUUGUCUGUUUGGGUCCUUUAAUAAAAGUUUGGAUUAAGAGUUGCUUCAUCAAGCAAACUUCAUGACGCAGCAGCAAUGUGGCGCGCUGUUAGCGGGGACCUGUGCCUCCCCACCCCUGCAGGGGUUUACUGCAGCGGGGCACAGGCAGCUCUGUCCUUACAGCAAGUAGUAGGAUGGAGUUAAGCUGAAACAUCAAAUACUCAGUGGGUACUCAGAUUUGAGUUGCUAACUCUAUUAAGAUAUCUAGGAGGAAACAAAUACCUAGAAUAUAUUUCAGAAGUCACAAAUGUAGCUACUCAAUGACUUUGUUUAAUUUGAAAAGCUUGCUUUGCAGUUCUUGUCUUUAGUCAAUAGACUGCUUAUCACAGCAGCCUAGUAACUGGGGAGCUGUAUUUCGAUAUAAUAUAUAUGACCUUUCUUUUAAAUUUUCCUCUGUUGCAUGGAAUUACUUUAAAAUGCCAAAUAGUUGAUUAGAAGUUGUACAUUCUGAUCUGUUUGUGGUUUUGGUCACUAUGUGACUUGACUGUCUGUUUUCAUGUGUUAAGAUAGGUUCCAGUUCACCUAAGCAUUUGAGCGUUCGCUUUAUGACAUCUCUAUUCCACAAAACAUUUAAGUACCAUAGGUUCUUUGUUCCUGAAGCAAUCCCUUAAGUGCUUUGCUGAAUUGGGCCUUAACGAAGAAUGCAUACUGUAAUUACCAGUGUUUUUUAGGGUAUUUUUACGUAUCAGUUUUUUAAACUUUUAAAAUGAGCCUGAUCACCCGUGUAUUUUGAAAUGUUUUCCUUUCCCUAGUACCAUUUUUAAUGUAAAGUUAUGGAAACUUUUCUGUAUAACCACAUUGUAUUUAAUUUGUCAAAUCUUUAUAAUAUAUGUAUGUAUUAUACAGUUUCAGCUAUUAUUAUUUUCUUUUAUUACAUUUAUAAUUUGAUCUUGCUGUGUUUUUAAUGCCAGUGAAUGUUGCUGAAUUAUUUGUAUAUGCAAAUUGCAAGAUCUAAUACAUUCUGAUGCAAGAACAAAGCUUCGUUUUUAUUCUCAAACUGUAUUACUUUCUUUAAAUCUUUUAAUUUCA
Messenger RNA from Falco peregrinus (peregrine falcon), 5854 nucleotides. It is a transcript of the gene PTPRE, whose product is annotated as protein tyrosine phosphatase receptor type E. The record is from RefSeq and is a predicted model, not a curated record. The transcript is spliced from 20 exons. Bases 649 to 2739 code for a protein of 696 amino acids. Gene Ontology annotation, molecular function: protein tyrosine phosphatase activity. Gene Ontology annotation, biological process: protein dephosphorylation. NCBI's taxonomy places the organism in Eukaryota, Metazoa, Chordata, Aves, Falconiformes, Falconidae.